Impatiens glandulifera is the source of this 1536-nucleotide messenger RNA. Its product is annotated as protease Do-like 1, chloroplastic. The record is from RefSeq and is a predicted model, not a curated record. Bases 35 to 1363 code for a protein of 442 amino acids. Lineage: Eukaryota; Viridiplantae; Streptophyta; Magnoliopsida; Ericales; Balsaminaceae. Gene Ontology annotation, biological process: proteolysis. The transcript is spliced from 8 exons. Gene Ontology annotation, molecular function: serine-type endopeptidase activity; protein binding.
AUGAAGCAAUAGAAGAAGAGCUGUUCUUGAAGGUAUGGCUUCACUGAUCUCCGUCUUCUUCUCCACAGCUCAAGCUCCCAGUCCAGCUAUUUCUCGCUCUAGGAGAUCAUCUCAAUUCUGCAAUUCCAAAUCCAUCUAUCUUCAUAGAAACCUCACAAAUCGCGUCUCUCCAAUUCCAUCGGCAGUUAGUAAUCGCUCGCACGGCGAUUCUUUAUCCUCCAAGCAUCAGUUUCACUCGAUCAAUUUCUUUAUCGGCGGAAUUCCUCUCGCUUUCUCUUUCGAUUCAUUAUUCGUUUUAUGUACGUCGAUAGCCUUGUCCUUGGCUCUCUUUAUUACGGACGUCGAUUCUGCUUCAGCUUUCGUAGUCACUACACCGAGGAAGCUGCAGUCUGAUGAGCUAGCUACAGUUCGCCUUUUCAAAGAGAAUACUCCUUCGGUUGUUUAUAUAACCAAUCUCGCUGUUCGGCAGGAUGCUUUUACAUUGGAUGUGUUGGAGGUACCUCAAGGGUCUGGCUCAGGAUUCGUCUGGGAUAAAGAUGGUCAUAUUGUCACCAACUAUCAUGUGAUUCGCGGGGCAUCUGAUCUGAAGGUGACUCUUGCUGACCAAUCCACUUAUGAUGCGAAAGUAGUUGGAUUUGACCAAGACAAGGAUGUUGCUGUGUUGAGCAUAGAUGCCACUGCAAAAAAACUGAGACCAAUACCUGUUGGUAUUUCUGCGGAUUUGCUUGUUGGCCAAAAAGUGUACGCCAUAGGGAAUCCUUUUGGCCUAGACCACACACUUACUACCGGUGUAAUAAGUGGACUUAGAAGAGAAAUCAGUUCUGCAGCCACUGGCCGUCCAAUCCAGGAUGUUAUCCAAACGGAUGCUGCUAUAAACCCUGGGAACAGCGGAGGGCCACUCCUUGAUAGUUCAGGGAACCUUAUAGGGAUAAACACAGCUAUUUACUCACCUUCUGGUGCAUCAUCUGGUGUUGGAUUUUCAAUUCCAGUUGACACGGUAAGUGGAAUAGUUGAUCAGUUAGUGAAGUUUGGGAAAGUGACUAGACCCAUUUUAGGAAUAAAAUUUGCACCGGACCAAUCUGUUGAACAACUGGGAGUUAGUGGGGUACUUGUUUUGGAUGCUCCUGCCAAUGGACCUGCUGGAAAAGCAGGCUUGCUGUCAACAAAACGCGAUGGGUAUGGAAGACUGAUUUUGGGAGAUAUCAUAACAUCUGUAAAUGACAAAAAGGUUGCAAAUGGUAGCGACUUGUACAGAAUACUUGACGAGUGUAAAGUGGGCGAGAAAGUAACUGUUGAAGUGUUACGGGGAGAUCAUAAAGAGAAGAUUCCAGUAACUCUCGAGGCAAAGCCUGAUGAAUCAUAGUACCUCAAUGAUCGACAACAUAUCCCCAGUCAGUAGUAAGAAGUACAAAUCUUGUGAUUACUACUUAUUUAUCAUUGUUGUAUUAUAUUAAUGAUUGAUUGUUCAUUGUACAUAUUAUUAUCAUGGGGCUUAAUUAUUUUUCAAAUGCAGUGUUGUUGUUGUUGUUUCUACUA